AUGGUUGCUCUCGUGCUUAAGAGCGCCUAUAGCCGUACGCAGCUUAGAGUUAGCUUGCACGUAGUUGGAGAAUGCCUUGGGGCAUUCUUUAAUCCUCCGUACCAGUCCCGUUUAGAAGGCCCUACGGCAAGCCGUCUGGGCACUGCUCGCCCUGUCUCUCUCCCUGAGGUAUUGGAGAUACCUUUGGUGGCUACGGAUCCUGAGGUACUGGCUCCAAGCUUGACGCUUUCGGAUUUGUGCCCUUGCUACCCUGCUGGGCCACCAGGGGAGUUUGCCAUUUCUGCGGAUCCUCCUUAG
Molecule: messenger RNA, 297 nt
Organism: Echinostoma caproni
Lineage: Eukaryota; Metazoa; Platyhelminthes; Trematoda; Plagiorchiida; Echinostomatidae
Source: the annotation of a GenBank genome assembly